Molecule: messenger RNA, 2113 nt
Organism: Gadus chalcogrammus (walleye pollock)
Lineage: Eukaryota; Metazoa; Chordata; Actinopteri; Gadiformes; Gadidae
Gene: dync2li1
Product: dynein, cytoplasmic 2, light intermediate chain 1
Exons: 13
Coding region: 354-1433 (359 amino acids)
Biological process (GO): intraciliary transport involved in cilium assembly; intraciliary retrograde transport
Cellular component (GO): axoneme; cytoplasmic dynein complex; ciliary basal body
Molecular function (GO): dynein heavy chain binding
Source: RefSeq, a predicted model, not a curated record
UGAUUGACAUGAUCAAACAGCCCGCUCCUCCCCCUGAUGACAGCCCUCACUGCUGUCUCCGCACGCAGCUAUUUGAUUAAUGCCAGAUUAUAAAACACUCAUUUCCAAAAAAAAAAGAAUAGAGUCUGACUGUCAAUAACAAUGCGGGACAUCUGAUCACCCUACGUAUAAAGUGCACUAUAUCCGUGACAGGGAACGAUUUCGAACAAAGCUUGGGAUUGACCUGAUGAGAAACGCGUCCCUCACGUACACGUCAUCAUUCUGCGCCGUUACUUUGGCAACAUUUGUGUUUAUGCGCCUGUACACUCGUCCAUGGUCCAUAGGGGAAGACUUUUGGAUUCAAAUAAAAAGAAAUGCGCAAAAUAAGCACGGACACGUUGUGGGGCCUGGCAGCAGCCGAGGUCCAGAACCGGAACAGCAACACCAGUGAGGACCAUGGUGGUGGUGAUGGAGCUGUCAGCCAGAGAACCGUGUUCAUAGUGGGGAGCAAGACCGGGGGAAAAACAUCCAUUCUUCUGAGAUGUCUUGACAGGGAUGAAGCAACCAAGCCAACGCUGGCUCUGGAGUAUACGUUUGGACGACGAGCCCGAGGACAUAACACACCCAAAGACAUAGCCCACCUGUGGGAGCUGGGAGGGGGGACCUCCCUCUCGGACCUGGUCCAAAUCCCCAUCACUCCUCUUAGUAUCAGAUCUCUGUCUCUCAUCCUAGUCCUGGACUUGUCUCAACCCAGCAGACUGUGGAGGACCAUGGAAACCCUUCUUCAGGCAGCACAUACCCAGCUAGGGAAGGCCUGCUCCCAGACUCAGGCCCAUGCCGGGGCCAAGCACAAGGCGAGCAGCUUUCAACCAGCAGCGCGAGUGUUGCCCAAAGAUUAUCCUGACAGAGAGCUUCUGAGUCCCUUUCCUGUUCCUCUGCUCAUCAUUGGCAGCAAAUAUGACCUUUUCUUGGAGUUGGAGUCUGAUAAGAGGAAAGUGGUCAGUAAGACGUUGCGCUUUAUCGCACACUAUUACGCAGCCUCUCUCAUAUUCACUAGCACCAAGUCAGAGCUGCAGAUGUCCAAGACCAAGAGCUUCUUCAACCACCUGGCCUUUGGCCUGGAGAGAGGAAAGUCUGUGUCAUUUGACAGCAGCAAGCCCCUGGUCAUUCCCUCGGGCUCAGACUCCUUCAUCCAGAUAGGCUCCCCUCCUACUAGUGAUGUGGAUAUUGGUUCUCUGCAUGCUAAAAGCCCCUUGGACCUCUGGAAGAAGGUCUAUGAGAGUGUGUUCCCUCCAGAGAGUAUCAGUGAGAAUAAGGAGCUGAAAGAUCCAGCCAAGGACCCCCAGUACAGUGAGCCCCAGGUUGACUCCAUGAGGGCCCAGAAGGACCAGGAGUUGCAGCAGUACAGAAGAAAUGCUGCAAAGUCAUGGAAAGAACUGGAACUGGAUACCUAGUAACACACACACCAACACACACACACUGAUUAUUUCCUAGAUUAUAUAUAGAAAGAGCAUAUCAUUUAUAUUUAUACAUGUACCUAAUUUUGUCAACAAUGUAUUUAGAUGUUAUUGAAAAUAAAGAAUCUUAAAUAACUAUUUAUUGCAUAUGUAAUACCUGAUACUCAACAUCAUAAGGACCCUUUAAAAUUGGUUUGAUUGAAAAUAAUAUAACCUUUAAAGCUGGAUUAAAAAAUAUAUAUAUUUGUUUUUGAUUAAAUAUGAAACAGUUUAAAGUUGACAAAGUUAUUUUAAUCCAUUUUAUGAUACUUUGUCAGCAUAUAGGUCAUCUGGCAGGUAAUCGAUUCCAUCAAUCCAUCCAAUCACUUUUCAGGUGCAAAGUGCAAUGAUCAUUGGUUUCAAUGUAAAUUGGUUUGGACAUAGCCUGUCUUUUAACAGUAUAGAUAUAUAUUUUUUAAAUAUAUCCUUCAAGCAUCCACAUACUGUAGUUCGUGGCUAGUACACAAAUACACAUUUAUGUCAUAAAGAUACAAUCAAUAAUGAUGACAAAAUAAACUGUGAAGCACAAAUACCAUAAAUUAAUUGCCACAGUCCCUUAAUAAAAUCUACUAAAACUAUUGGGUGCCAGCAUCGAUUGACUCCAUCUGGACCAAUCGGAAUCACCGACAUGUGCUUUG